Penicillium alfredii is the source of this 2325-nucleotide messenger RNA. It is a transcript of the gene gpi10, whose product is annotated as putative glycosylphosphatidylinositol-alpha 1,2 mannosyltransferase. The transcript is spliced from 5 exons. Lineage: Eukaryota; Fungi; Ascomycota; Eurotiomycetes; Eurotiales; Aspergillaceae. The record is from RefSeq and is a predicted model, not a curated record. Bases 1 to 2325 code for a protein of 774 amino acids. Gene Ontology annotation, molecular function: alpha-1,2-mannosyltransferase activity. Gene Ontology annotation, biological process: GPI anchor biosynthetic process. Gene Ontology annotation, cellular component: endoplasmic reticulum membrane.
AUGGCCUCUCCCCGGCCCUCCAGAUCCCGACCAUCUACGCGAUCUCAAUCAUCCACACCAUCCCCGCCAUCCACGCCAUCCCAGUCAUCCGUGCAAUCCAAGUCAUCCACGCGACAGCUCGAACCUCUGUCCCCCACCGCAAACGUUCUCCUCUUCCUCAUUGCCUUCCGCCUUCUCAAUGCCUUUGUCGUCCGAACCUUCUUCCAGCCCGAUGAGUUCUUCCAGUCCUUGGAGCCGGCCUGGCAGAUCGCGUUCGGCAAUGAUCAAGGCGCCUGGCUGACGUGGGAAUGGCGACACCAACUCCGCUCCUCUCUCCAUCCUCUUUUCUUCGCCGCCCUCUACCAAGGCGCCAAUCUUCUCGCGUCAGCCCUCCGUCUCACUACCGCGACGCGCGCGGAAUUGUUGAUCGCCGCGCCCAAGGUUGCGCAAGGCGUAAUCUCGGCAAUCGGGGAUUUCUACACAUGGAAGCUUGCUCUUCGCAUCUACGGAAAAGAUUCACGUGGCGCGUGGGCAACGCUGGCCGCGACGGUCCUCAAUCCCUGGCAAUGGUUCUGCUCGACCAGGACUCUUUCCAACUGCCUUGAAACGACAAUUACCAUCGUUGCGCUAGAGCUAUGGCCAUGGCAGUGGUCGGCGGGCCCGGAGUCCGCUAAUAGCCGUGCCCAAGAUGUUAGCACUGCAAGGAGGGGUACGGACGCAGACCGAAGUAUUCUCCGCAACUUACGCCAAUGCCUGUCACUGGCUGCUGUCGCCUGUAUCCUUCGACCAACCAAUAUCUUGAUCUGGGCGACCCUGGCCAGCGUCGUUUGGUUUCGGACCUCCUGGGCACAGCGCAAGGUCCUUUUUCGCGAAGUCAUACUUUGCGGACUGUCCGUGCUGGCAGUAUCAGCUGGUGUGGACCGUCUCUUCUAUGGGUUCUGGACAUUCCCACCAGUUCGGUUCUUAUAUUUUAAUAUCGCGCAGUCACUAGCUGUGUUUUAUGGCCACAAUGACUGGCACUACUACCUCACGCAGGGUUAUCCACUUCUGCUCACAACCUUGAUAUAUUCCGCUCUCGUUGGUAUCUACCGCACCUUGACGACCCGCGAGGCCUCGGCGGUCGAUCGCGUGCAAACGUCAAUACGGGUGCAGUUGGCGACGGUGUGUCUAGUAAUGCCCUUUGCCCUUUCUUUGAUCUCGCACAAGGAAGUGCGCUUUAUCUACCCACUACUUCCAUCUCUCCACAUCUUGGCCGCUCCGCACCUGGUGCAAUCCUUCUGGUCUGUCAUAUAUCGCGAGACACUUGUUUCAGAUACGCCGCGAAGGCUCACACUGAUCUUCCUCGUGUUGGUCAACGUGGUCAUUGCGCUCUACACAACCGUAUGGCACGCAUCGGGGCCUCUCAAUGUCCUCUCCUACCUCCGCCAACGACACGAAGCCCAUGUUUCACUGCCCAAACCAGAGGGAUGGUCGACUGCAUUUACUCAAUCUAGCGCUGUUCCCGCAACGGGAAUCACGGCAGGAUUCCUCAUGCCAUGCCACAGCACACCCUGGCGCUCCCACCUAAUCUACCCUAGCAUCCACGCCUGGGCGCUCUCCUGCGAACCACCCAUUGACCUCAACGAAGCUCAAAAGGCCGUCUACCGGGACGAGGCAGACCAGUUCUACGACGACCCAAACCAAUUCCUGCGCGAAAACAUGGCCGGCGGCCUGCGCCAUCUCCCGCGCCGACCAAGCUACUCCUCCGGCGCGCAGGCCCUGUCCGGAACAGAAACCACCACCAACACACCAACCCAACACGAAUGGCCCGACUACCUUAUCUUCUUCGCCCAGCUCGAACCCACCUUGCACAAUCUACUCCGCAGCUCCUCGUACGCCGAGUGUUGGCGCACAUGGAACACCGCCUGGCACGACGACUGGCGCCGCCGCGGCGACAUCAUCGUCUGGUGCCUCGACCCAGCCGAGCAGGACGCCUGGCGCUCUGAAACCUAUCGCCGCGAGCGCGAGAGCCGCGAUCGCCAGUUCGACCGCAUCGUUGAGGCCAUCAAGAACGAGGCCAAUGGUCCCCGGAAGAAGCAUGGGUGGAAGGCAUUCAUCCCUUCGUCUUGGCCGUGGUCGUCUUCACCCUCUACCUUUGCCUCGUGGAAACGCUCGGCUCGCUCGCUGUUCGCCGGUUCUUCUUCUUCCCCCGCGUGGCCGUGGGCUCCGCGGUCGCGAUCUGCUACUUUCUGGGAGAAGUUCCAUCUCCCUGUACGCAGGGGUAAUUGGAUUCCGUCCUGGCCUGCCUGGCUGGGAGGUAAAUCUAAGAAGAGUAAGACUCCGUUGAAUCGGGAUCUGUGGUCCUGA